Molecule: messenger RNA, 1924 nt
Organism: Helicoverpa armigera (cotton bollworm)
Lineage: Eukaryota; Metazoa; Arthropoda; Insecta; Lepidoptera; Noctuidae
Product: proton-coupled folate transporter
Exons: 5
Coding region: 292-1845 (517 amino acids)
Biological process (GO): transmembrane transport
Cellular component (GO): membrane
Molecular function (GO): transmembrane transporter activity
Source: RefSeq, a predicted model, not a curated record
AAUAAAGUACAAAUUAAACUGUACCAACGGCCAGCUGAUAGCCAGUAACAGAACUAGUGUCGCCCGCAGCAGCCGCCGCGCGCUCGCAAUCUGCCGUCGCACGCGCACCCGAACGCUCGCCCCGAUAUACGUUACGUGCUACUGUGAUACUACACAAACAAAAUAUUUCAAAUUAAUUCAAUAAUAAAAAAACACUUUUUUUACUCAUUUACAAACACAAACUUUAAAACAAUUCUCGUCUAAAUUAUGUUAAAAAACAAAUGAACGAUAAAGUGGUAAACUGUUGUCAAAAUGACGUUACGGGUCGAAGUGCCCGGAGAAAAGAUCGUGAGUGUGGAACCAUGCAAGUGCAACAAACAAUACGGCACCGAGCUCAAGAAAACAGAAACGAAAUUGAGCAAAAGACUGAAACAAUUCCUCAAAGAGUCCUGGGCUUUUAGAUCUAAAGUUACAGUGGAACCUUUUGUUAUUUGUUACGUGUUGCCGAGUGUGCUCGCCGGCUUAGCUGUCCAAAAUCUGUGCUUAGAGAAAUCAUGUCUAGUAAAUCUACAAUACGACGAGCGGACCUGCAGGCAUAUAAUGCAGGGCCGCACGCACAACUAUACGGAACAAGAGAAAAAUGUGCAGACCAUGGUGGCUUCAAUGACCGCUUGGAGCUUCCCAUUGCAGACUGCUCUGCCAGGAAUACUAACACUUUUCUUAGGAGCAUGGAGCGAUCGAACAGGGAACCGCAAAGCCUUUAUGGUAUUGCCUAUCCUAGGGAAACUGAUAUCCGCCAUCGGUAUUAUACUGAGCACGGUGUUCUUCCUUCAAGUUGGGUUGAACGAGACGGCAUUGAUAGAGGGUCUCCCACCAGCGCUGGCCGGGGGGCGCGUUGCUAUGACGAUGGCUGUCUACAGCUACGUCACUGACAUCACGAAUGACAGCGAGAGGACUUUCCGUUUAGGGAUCAUAACGGCAAUAUUAACUCUAAGCAGGCCCGUAGGGCUUGCGCUCAGUGGUAUCAUGACGCGUCGUUUCGGUUACUACGGAGUGUUCAUAGUAGCGUGUGUGUUUUACUUGUUCGGGUUUGUUUACAUCGUCUUAAGACUUAAAGAGAAAACAAAAAAGACGAAGGAAGUAGAGAGCGAUAAGUCCCCGAGUGUAUUGUCGUUGCUUUCCGUGAAGGACUUUGUGGCGACUGUGAAUGUGGCGUUCAAAGUGCGGGAGGGAUCUCGCAGACUACAAAUAGUACUAAUUAUGCUUGCCUACAUGUUCAUCGUUGGACCCGUAUUAGGUGAGGCGCAGAUGACCUACUGGUUCACUCGGUACAAGUUCAAAUUCACCGAGGUCGACUACAGCUUGUUUCUCACUUACUCCGUCCUUGUGGGGAGUGUUGGUUCCUUCAUAACAAUAUAUUUGUUCAGCAAAAGAUGGAAGAUAGAAGACAGCAUCAUUGGUGUCGUGGCCUGCUUCAGUAGGAUAGCUGCCAGCGUGGUGUAUGCCAUGGCACCCACUAGGACUGUGUACUUCUUGGGCCCAGUCCUGGACAUGUUCAGUUCCGCUGGGGCCACUUCUCUGCGAUCAAUCGCCACUAAGCUGGUCAAUGAUGAUGAAGUCGGCAAAACAAGCUCUCUAAUCAGCAUAUCAGAGGCCCUGGUGCCCGUGAUAUACUCCCCUGUGUACAGCAAGGUGUACCUGACCACACUGUCCACCAUGCCCGGCGCCUUCUACCUCAUCAGCGCCGCGCUCGCCGUUCCUGCCAUAGCCAUAUUAAUAUCAAUAUUUCUUCUCCGGAGAAAGGACGAGCGCGAACUUGCGGCGCCCGAGCCUAAGCCGAAGGAGAAUGAAAUCACUCGUUUUUGAUAAAUAUUUAUUAUUGUUAAGCGUUAAUGUUAGUUAUAAAUAUGCGAAAAAUCUCAAUAAAAUUAAGGUUUGUAUAGAA